This is a messenger RNA of Acomys russatus (golden spiny mouse), 1072 nucleotides long. It is a transcript of the gene Lgalsl, whose product is annotated as galectin like. Gene Ontology annotation, molecular function: carbohydrate binding. The transcript has 5 exons. The coding region runs from base 44 to 562 and encodes 172 amino acids. The record is from RefSeq and is a predicted model, not a curated record. NCBI's taxonomy places the organism in Eukaryota, Metazoa, Chordata, Mammalia, Rodentia, Muridae.
CCGCAGCCGCCGCCGCCGCGUCCCCGCCGCUCGCUGCAGGAACAUGGCGGGGUCGGUGGCCGACAGUGACGCCGUGGUGAAACUUGAUGAUGGGCACUUAAACAACUCCCUGGGUUCUCCAGUUCAAGCCGACGUGUACUUCCCACGACUGAUAGUUCCAUUUUGUGGACACAUUAAAGGUGGCAUGCGACCAGGCAAGAAGGUAUUAGUGAUGGGCAUCGUAGACCUCAACCCAGAAAGCUUUGCCAUCAGCUUGACGUGUGGUGACUCGGAAGAUCCUCCUGCCGAUGUGGCGAUUGAACUCAAAGCUGUCUUCACAGACCGGCAGCUCCUCAGAAACUCUUGUAUUUCAGGAGAAAAGGGUGAAGAGCAGUCAGCAAUUCCUUAUUUCCCAUUCAUCCCGGACCAGCCAUUCAGGGUGGAGAUUCUUUGCGAGCACCCGCGGUUCAGAGUGUUUGUGGAUGGACACCAACUUUUCGAUUUUUACCAUCGUAUUCAAACCUUAUCUGCAAUUGACACCAUAAAGAUCAAUGGGGACCUCCAGAUCACCAAACUCGGCUGACGGUUAAAGCGCUUCUGUUUCAAAUAGGAUCAGGUGCCACAGCCUCAUGACUGUCUGACAGAAGUGUCCUAGCAAGAUCCGGAGACGUAAAACGAAAACAAAAAGGCACAUUUCACUGUCUCUUUCUGUGCAGUUUAAGUCCGAAUGACAACUUCAUCUGUGCUUUGCCCAGAGGAAGAAAGCUCACAAGAAAGACGGCCGAGCCAUUAUACUGAGAACAAAGUAAUACAUUUAUGCUGGAUUUUAUUCAGACUAGACUAAAAUGGACUUGUGGUGAUUUAUGAUUUGGUAGCAAUUAUCCGUCAUUUCAGAGCAAGGUGAUAUUUAGAAACAAAAGUGCUAAAGACCUUGAAAACAACAACGGUACACCAAAUCGGUGCGUUUCUGCACUGAAAUGGAAUUGUGUAAGCACAACCGACAUUUUAGUCAGGGUAUUUACAUAGAAUGUAGAUUGUGCAAGGUUUGGUUUGUAUGUUUCCUUGGGGUUUUUUGGCUUCGAUUUAGUUUUGU